Messenger RNA from Populus trichocarpa (black cottonwood), 803 nucleotides. RefSeq lists its product as uncharacterized. The record is from RefSeq and is a predicted model, not a curated record. Lineage: Eukaryota; Viridiplantae; Streptophyta; Magnoliopsida; Malpighiales; Salicaceae. The transcript has 2 exons. The coding region runs from base 164 to 697 and encodes 177 amino acids.
GAGCCCAUCGCCCAUUCGAGGGAGAACACAGAUGACAUCAACCCAUCAUUUCUCUUCUUCUUCUUCUUCUUCUAUCUAUCCUUCGUAGGCACUGACUUCUUUUGCCAGGGUGUCGCAGAGAGAGGCAGAGAGCAGCAAGUGGCAAAGCAGUAGCAGAUGCCCCAUGGCGAUAACAUCAUAUCCUAUGAUCUCACUACCUCCACCACAUCUUCUCUCCGUUACCAAGACCAAACCCCCUCACUCUUGUAUUCACAACCACAACAAAGCUUUAACUCUCACCUCCCCUCUCUCCUUAUCCAAUCCUCUACCAUCAAAAAGAACUGUUCUUUAUAAACAAGAAAUUCAUCGCAGGAGCACCCAAAUUUGGAAAAUUAAAGCAACCCCUGAAGAGGUCUUGCCUUCAGAUACAACCCCACUGGAGAGUACCCAGCAGAUGUUGUCCACCACUAAUGAUGAUGGAGUUGGCACUAUCAUAUCAGCCCUUCUUUUCGUUGCCUUUGCUGCUCUAUCCAUUCUCACUAUUGGGAUAAUCUACUUAGGAGUAACAGAUUUCUUGCAGAAGAGGGAGACAGAUAAGCUUCAGAAGGAAGAGGAAUCUAAGAAGAAGAAGAGAGUGAAGAAAAGAAAGGUGAGAGCAAGGUCUGGGCCAAGAGGAUUUGGGCAGAAGAUCAAUGAAGAUGAUGAAUUUGAUGAUUAGCACAUGUAUAAUGUAAGCUUGACUAGUCUUUUGUAAACUCCAAUUUUGCAACAUUGAAGAUAUUGGAGCUUUUCUUGAUUCUUUCUAUACACGGUGACUUAUGCCA